Molecule: messenger RNA, 900 nt
Organism: Vicia villosa (hairy vetch)
Lineage: Eukaryota; Viridiplantae; Streptophyta; Magnoliopsida; Fabales; Fabaceae
Exons: 1
Coding region: 1-900 (299 amino acids)
Biological process (GO): SCF-dependent proteasomal ubiquitin-dependent protein catabolic process
Cellular component (GO): SCF ubiquitin ligase complex
Source: RefSeq, a predicted model, not a curated record
AUGAAGAAGAAGAGAUCUUCUCGAUCACUAUCUGAACCUGUCAUUGCUUUGAGAAAGAAGAAGAGAACUUGUGUCAAUUCUUUUCAACAACAACAACUAUCGUUUUCUUCUACACAACCUGAAUUUUACUUACCAGAUGAUUGCUGGGAGCAUGUCUUUUCAUUCAUCAUCAAUCCAGUCGACGAAACCGAAGACAAAAAUAAACUCUACUUCAAAUCCUCCCUAUCUCUCGUCUCUAAACAAUUCCUCUCCAUCACCAACCGUCUCAUAUACUCUCUCACUAUUUAUUAUCCACAGCUUUGCUUUCUCCCAUGUUUUUUUCAUAGAUUGUCCAACCUUCAUUCUCUUGACCUCUGGUUCGCCUCCUCGUAUGAUCUCGACAACAAUGCAGCCAUUGCUUUGGCUCUCCGUGACAGACCAACAUUGAAAUCAUUAUCUAUUUUCGGAAUUGAGCUCAAGGAUGCAAACUAUGUUUCUUCACAUUACGUUGAUUCCUUCCUGAGUUUGAAGGGUUUAAAUUCUCUUAAGUUUCGGUAUUCCAAAAUAUCCGAUGAUUUGCUUUACUCUAUUGCAAGAGAAGGUCUUCCUUUGAAGACUUUUGUUCUUGAAAAUUGUAUCGGCUAUAGUUAUCAUGGAAUUUAUGAUUUAUUAUCCAACUGUCAUGGGAUACAACAUUUGGGUCUUCAAUAUGUUGAUUUUCUAAAUAAUCAUCAUGUUUCUAGGUUGUCUUUACUUCUUCCUGAUCUAGUAUCUAUAAACCUUAGUAAAUGUUCCAAGCUCACAAAAUCAGCUUUGUUUACCCUCAUUAACAACUGCCGUUCACUUGGUGAGAUCAUAAUGGAAGAAACUGCUAAAAGAAAUGAGAUUCAAGAAAACCAAGCCUUAAAGUUCAAAAAAUGA